This is a messenger RNA of Acomys russatus (golden spiny mouse), 2481 nucleotides long. It is a transcript of the gene Atrip, whose product is annotated as ATR interacting protein. The coding region runs from base 32 to 2401 and encodes 789 amino acids. The transcript has 13 exons. The record is from RefSeq and is a predicted model, not a curated record. Gene Ontology annotation, biological process: DNA repair; DNA damage checkpoint signaling. NCBI's taxonomy places the organism in Eukaryota, Metazoa, Chordata, Mammalia, Rodentia, Muridae.
CGUCCUCGGAUGCUGCGGGCAGAAGGAAGUCAUGGCUGGGAUACCCGCACCGAACAGCUACAGAAAACAGAGUGGCGGCCCGGCGGCUCUCCCUGGUCUGUCCCGGGCCACGGAGAACCCUCCGAGCAAGCGGGCCCGGAGCUUCUCUGAGACCACAGUCCCGGACCCUGAAGACCCAUUUGGCGCGCACGCGGAAUUUACCGCGGACGACCUAGAGGAGCUCGACAUCCUCGCGUCACAGGCCCUGAGCCAGUGUCCAGUCGCGCCUCGGAACCUGCCCAGUGCUCCUCAUAAGGUCUGCCGAUUAGAUGGGUUAUCAAAUAGUCCUGUAAGGAAAAACAGAGAAAAUGCUCCAGUUAAAGAGGAUUUUGAACUAGAAGUACUUCAGGCACAAUACAAAGAACUUAAAGAAAAGCUGAAAGCAAUGGAAGAAGAAGUCCUACUCAAGAAUGGAGAGAUUAAAAUUUUGCGUGACUCACUGCACCAGACAGAAUCUGUUUUAGAAGAGCAGAGGAGAUCACACUUACUUCUUGAGCAAGAGAAGACUCAAGCGCUCAGUGAAAAAGAAAAGGAGUUCUCCAAAAAGCUCCAAUCUUUGCAGUCUGAACUCCAGUUUAAAGAUGCAGAAAUGAAUGAGUUAAGAACGAAGAUUCAGAGCAAUGAGCGAACAAAUAAAGUAGCUGCCCCCUCUGCUUCCCACACCAGCCCUAGGAAAGGCUCUUCUGUGGUUACAAAGUCAGAAGCAUGUUCUCCACACACUGGAAAAACAACUUUCCCUACAAAGGAGUCUUUUAGUGCUAACAUGCCACUCUCCCACCCCUGCCAGACAGAGGCAGAGGACAAAUUUCUGGUGGGCCAAGAGGUUUCAGAUAAUAAAACCCACAGUCUGCGAGAGAAUGCCAUGAAGCCAAAUGUGCAGGAGAAAAUCCCUACUGACAGCUGGGUGCAGAGAUCACACACUCAAGGUUCUGUUUUGAUAAACUUGCUCCUGAAGCAACCGUUGGUCCCUGGGUCAUCUCUAAGUCUUUGCCACCUUCUGAGCAGUUCUUCUGAGGGCCCUGCUGGCACCCUCUUGCAGCCACCAGGUCUCAGUAACUUGGCUGGGAUUUCAGGCCUCCGAACUGUCAGUUCUCGGGAUGGGUCAUUUUCCCCUUCUGCCCUGAGAGAAGCACAGGCCUUGGCAUUCACUGGAUUACAUCUGGUUGCCAGGAGUGAGAGCUCACAUGAUGGAGACCUAACAAAGGGGAGCAGAAGAGUCUUCCCACUCAGCCAGCUUCCUGGAGCUGUGCACCUCCUCCCUCUUGUACAGUUUUUCAUCGGUUUACACUGCCAGGCUUUGCAAGACUCAGCCCCAGCUAAGAAGAGUGGGGCACCCGGGGACUCCCCGACACCCUCCCCUUGCAUGAGCUCUGGGAUUGAGGCCAGCCCAGAGGACUCCACUUAUAGCCUGGAAGGCUUCUCUGUAGCUUCGCUUAGCAUCCUUCAGCACCUGGUGUGCCACAGUGAGGCAGUCGUCUGCCUGUUACUGUCAGGCAUGGACACAGAUGCUGCUGCGGCCAGGAAAGGAAACCUACCUCAGCCUUGUGCAGAUACGACCUCAGCCACCAGGAAGGAUGUUCAUGACCAAAAACAGCAUCCACUAUUGAAGAUGCUUCUACAGCUGCUGGCUUUCUCCUCUACAACAUCAGGUCAUUUUCAAGCCAGUGUCCUGAGCCAGUGCCUCAAAGUUUUGGUGACAUUAGCUGAAAAUGCUUCCUCUGAUUUCCUGCCCAGGUUCUCCUGUGUGUUGCCCGUGUUGCCACAGUGCCUCAGCUCAGAGCUGCCACUGCUUUGUGUGCUGUUGGCUGUGAAGCUGCUCUCUGUUCUGGUGGACCAUGACAGCCUUGCGCAGCAGCUGUGCUCCCACUCAGAAGGCUGCCUUCUCCUGAGGCUACACAUGUACAUUACAUCAAGGCCUGACAAAGUGGCCUCAGAGGCACAGUGGCUACAGCUGGAACAAGAGGUAGUAUGGCUCUUGGCCAAGCUGGGUGUGCAGAGCCCUUCCCGCCCUGGCAUUGGUUCUGACUGCCAGUGCAACAUGGAGGCAGUCAGAGCGCUCACCGUGAUGUUGCACAGACAAUGGCUGACUGUGCGGCGGGCAGGGGGUCCAAGGACGCACCAGCAGAAGCAGACAGUACGCUGCCUGCGGGACACUGUGCUGCUGCUGCACAGCCUGUCUCAGAAGGACAAGCUCUUUACUGUGCAUUGUGUCGAGGUCCUGCACCAGUAUGACCAGGUGAUGCCAGGAGUCAGCAUGCUGAUUCGAGCCCUUCCUGACGUGACUGACUGUGAAGAGACAGCCCUGGAUGACCUGUGUGCUGUGGAGACAGAUUUGGACGACUCUGAAAUGGACUGUAGCUGAGGGCCUGAGCAUCCAGCCACAUGGUGGCACCAGCUCCCACCGCUGUCUUUGCCAUUUCCACUGAUUAAAACUGCAACUCC